Molecule: messenger RNA, 605 nt
Organism: Prorocentrum cordatum
Lineage: Eukaryota; Dinophyceae; Prorocentrales; Prorocentraceae
Source: the annotation of a GenBank genome assembly
GUCGGCGGAUUUACACGCAAGCGAAGUUGGCGAGGGAGUCUGAGGGCAAGGACCCCCGAAGGGCGUUGAUUCCUGUUGCAUGGUCUCUAGUUUUCGGCAUCUUGGGGCUGAUUGGCAUGAUGAUGAAGAUUCGACAGGUCAGCUUCUGCACAGACAGGGAGCCGUGGCAGUGGAACGGUAAAGAGAUACUGAUGUUCAUUGCGUUCUGCAACAAUGUCGGUGGCAUCGUAGACACCAAGAUGGAGCGCAUGGACGCAGUCUUGGUCUUGCUGUUCGGCGGCGUGGACGCCGAAAUCGUGCCCGAGGAGCGUGGCCACGCGAACGAAGUGUAUGACCAGAUCUUUGAGGCCAUCUGGGUCUGGAACAACAGCAGGGACGUGGACGAGGAGGAGGGGCUCAGCGGAUUCGACAGGCUUGUCCUCGCUUUCACUUUCGGCGGCGCGGACUUGCAGAAGCUGCUGGUGGAAGAGCUGGAGUACGAGCCUCCGCCCACCGACGGUGGCGAGGGCGGCGAGCGGCAGACGCCUCAGGCGCGGACGCUGGGGAGCAUGCCGUUCAGCGGGGGCCUGCGCAACUACGCGGGCGUCGCGCAGGCUCAUCUUUGA